Penicillium oxalicum is the source of this 1173-nucleotide messenger RNA. RefSeq names its product S-adenosylmethionine synthetase. Gene Ontology annotation, cellular component: cytosol. Gene Ontology annotation, molecular function: methionine adenosyltransferase activity; ATP binding. Bases 1 to 1173 code for a protein of 390 amino acids. Gene Ontology annotation, biological process: S-adenosylmethionine biosynthetic process. The record is from RefSeq and is a predicted model, not a curated record. Lineage: Eukaryota; Fungi; Ascomycota; Eurotiomycetes; Eurotiales; Aspergillaceae. The transcript is spliced from 3 exons.
AUGGGUUCUCUCGAAAACGGCUCCAAGCAGGGCACUUUCCUCUUCACCUCCGAGUCUGUCGGUGAGGGUCACCCCGAUAAGAUUGCUGACCAGGUUUCCGAUGCCAUCCUCGAUGCCUGCUUGGCUGAGGACCCCCUCUCCAAGGUCGCUUGCGAGACUGCCACCAAGACCGGUAUGAUCAUGGUCUUCGGUGAAAUCACCACCAAGGCCCAGGUGGACUACCAGAAGGUCAUCCGUAACACUAUCAAGGACAUCGGCUACGAUGCUUCCGAGAAGGGUUUCGACUACAAGACCUGCAACGUCCUGGUCGCCAUUGAGCAGCAGUCUCCCGAUAUCGCCCAGGGUCUGCACUACGAUGAGGCCCUUGAGAAGCUCGGCGCUGGUGACCAGGGUAUCAUGUUCGGCUAUGCCACUGACGAGACCCCCGAGCUCCUCCCCCUCACCAUUCUGCUCUCCCACCGUCUCAACUCUGCCAUGAAGGCCGCCCGUAACGAUGGCUCCAUCCCCUGGUUGCUCCCGGACACCAAGACCCAGGUGACCAUCGAGUACGCCCACGACAAUGGUGCCGUCAAGCCCCUGCGUGUCGACACCGUCGUCAUCUCUGCCCAGCACAGCGACGAUGUCUCCACUGAGGAGCUCCGUGCCGUCCUCAAGGAGAAGAUUGUCCGCAAGGUCAUCCCCGCCCACCUGCUCGAUGACCGCACCGUGUACCACAUGCAGCCCUCCGGCCGCUUCGUCAUCGGUGGCCCUCAGGGUGAUGCCGGUCUCACUGGCCGUAAGAUCAUCGUCGACACCUACGGUGGCUGGGGUGCUCACGGUGGUGGUGCCUUCUCCGGCAAGGACUACUCCAAGGUCGACCGCUCGGCCGCCUACGUUGCGCGCUGGAUCGCCAAGUCUCUGGUCAGCGCCGGCCUUGCCCGCCGUGCCCUGGUUCAGCUCUCCUACGCCAUCGGUGUCGCCGAGCCCCUCUCCAUCUUCGUUGAGACCUACGGUACCAGCUCCAAGUCUUCCGACGAGUUGGUCGAGAUCAUCCGCAACAACUUUGAUCUCCGUCCCGGUGUCAUUGUCAAGGACCUCGACUUGGCCAAGCCCAUCUACGUCCAGACCGCCAAGAACGGUCACUUCACCAACCAGAGCUUCUCCUGGGAGAAGCCCAAGCCUCUCAAGUUCUAG